CUCCUUGCGCUGCGGGGCCGCCGCUUCCGGACGGGUGAUGGGGGUGGCGGUGGCCGCCGCCGCCGCCGCUGCUGCAGUGAGGGAGGGAGAGCAGGAGCCGCCGCCCCGGGCCCGGGAGCUGCUGGAGCUGUCCCGGACCCAGGUCAGUUUUAUUGGUGGGUAGAGAAGGAUGAUGGCAGGCAACAACCAGCUUUGCAUUCGACGUUGGACUACCAAGAACGUGGCCAAGUGGCUGAAGGAAGAAGGUUUCUGUGAAUAUGUGGAUGUUUUGUGCAACAGGCACAGGCUGGAUGGGAUCACGCUCCUGACCCUCACCGAAUAUGAUCUCCGAUCCCCUCCUUUGGAGAUCAAAGUCCUGGGGGAUAUCAAGAGGCUGAUGUUGUCCAUCCGUAAGCUGCAGAAGCAACACAUUGAUGUCCUGGAAGAGUUGGGUUACACCAGUGAUGGUCACAUUGGCACAGUGUGCCCCAGUGUUGGUUCACUACAGGGGACAGAUUGGUUUUGUAACGGUGAGGUACCUCGGGACUACGAUGAGGCAAUUACUGACUUGAAUGGUGAUGAGUGCCAGUAUGCAAAUGGCAAAAACAAACACUCCACCAGAAGGCUGGACCCAGAGUACUGGAAGACAAUUUUAAGUUGUGUGUAUGUCUUCAUAGUGUUUGGCUUCACCUCCUUUGUCAUGGUUAUAGUACACGAGCGAGUCCCUGACAUGCAGACGUAUCCACCUCUACCAGACAUAUUUCUAGACAGUGUCCCGAGGAUACCAUGGGCUUUUGCUAUGACUGAAGUAUGUGGUGUAAUUCUUUGCUACAUUUGGCUGCUGGUUCUUCUACUUCACAAACACAGGUCUAUCCUUCUGCGAAGGCUGUGCAGCCUCAUGGGGACAGUGUUCUUGCUACGUUGCAUUACAAUGUUUGUUACCUCACUCUCUGUGCCAGGCCAGCACUUGCAGUGUACUGGAAAGUUGUAUGGCAACGUUUGGGCAAAACUCCAGAGGGCAUUUGCAAUAUGGAGUGGCUUUGGAAUGACUCUGACUGGAGUACAUACAUGUGGAGAUUACAUGUUCAGUGGGCACACUGUUGUCCUGACCAUGCUCAACUUCUUUGUCACAGAAUAUACACCAAGGAGCUGGAACUUCUUGCACACCUUGUCCUGGGUCCUGAACCUCUUUGGAAUCUUCUUCAUUUUGGCUGCACAUGAACAUUAUUCCAUUGAUGUCUUCAUUGCCUUUUACAUCACUACGAGACUCUUUCUGUAUUACCAUACCCUGGCUAACACUAGAGCGUAUCAGCAGAGCAGGAGAGCAAGGAUCUGGUUUCCAAUGUUUUCUUUUUUUGAAUGCAAUGUUAAUGGGACUGUUCCCAAUGAGUAUUGCUGGCCCUUUUCCAAACCUACUAUACUGAAAAGAUUGAUUGGCUGAAGAGUAUGUGGGUCAAUUCAGAUUUUUAUGAAGAGUGAUGACUAAGAUCCUACAAGGCUCGUUGGGGGUGGGGGGGAUAUAAAGUAACUUUUUUUUUCACUCCAUUAUCUCCUCCUCCCUGUCUUGGUCCUUAGAUUCUUAGCCAUAAAAUGGGGUUCCCAUACUUCGCAGGGAUGGGAUUUGUUUUCUUGUUGCUGAAAUGGAAAACAAUGCAGGAACUGGUACAGGCUCUCAGUGAACCAUGGAUCUGAACCAGAAUACUGUUACCUGUGAAUGUUUGAUUAACUUUAACCUCAAAUAUCUGCUUGUACUGAACAUAACAUACCCUUUACAGGUACCUGACAUGCCAGCCUUUACAUAUACUGACUAAAAAAGAAAAUGAGACUUGCUUUUAAAAGAACCUUAAAUGUAAUUUUCAAAACAAACUCUGUGUGUACUUAAAGAAUGAGGAGCACUGUGUCAUAAUAAGGAGAGCACUAUAGUUCUUUGCUAAAAGAGUCUCCUAACUAUUAAAUAACAAGUCUUAAAGUACAAUGGACAGUAUAUAUGGUCUGCAUACCAGUUGCCAAAAAGGAAAGUCUGCCUUGUGGCUAUGCAGUGAUGAUAGUUUACGGUUUUCUUUCUUUUUCCUUUUUUUUUUUCCUUCAAUUUCCUAGAAUGAGAGCUUAUUUAGUCUAGUCUGUCAGUUGCCUGUAUGGUUAUUCUAGCACUUGGGAGGUUUUCCCUUUUGUUUUUAAAGAAAUGGGUUAAAGUAAAUGUUGCAUCCACUGAAAGUAAAGUUAAUUUGGCUUUAGUGACCUUAAAGCCACAGAAUAACUUUUGUGUGGUUUUAAUUGCUUUAUACCCAAACCUGUGCAUGCUUUUUAGGAGCAGCUCUUUAACAUUGGGAAUCCAAAACAUUUAAUUUCAUAGAUCUUACUGUCCCAUAAAUGGAUGGGAAAAAUGCAUGUAGUACCUCCUUCAGGAAAAGUAAUAGUAGUGAGUAUUGGAAAUAGUGCUCAUAUUGAUGUAUGUUUUAGCACUCUGGUGUCAGCAAUAUGGUGAAUUUCUCUGGAUAUAUAUACACAGUAUAUUUGUUUAUAUAUAUACAUAAACACAAGCAGUGUAUGUUCUUCUAAUAAGAAAAGAGAUGUUCUUAAGUUACUAGUUUAAAAGUACCAUAAAAAAAUGUUUAACAAAACAAACAAAAAACAACCCAGAACCAAACACCCCCAAAAAUCUCCAACCAACACUCCCAAGUCCAAAACGUGUAAGCAAGGGUCACACAGCUGGUUUGGAAGGGAGCAGUACUAACCUUGGCUGUAAAGACUUGGAAUUAGAUGUAUGCUAAAUGAAAACUGACAGGGAAAAGGUGCAAAACAUAAGAAUGGGGUUGACCUUUCAACAUGGUUAUUGCCAUUUCAGAGUAGGUGGUAUGUGCAAAAGGUAUGUGCAAGUCAGCCUUGGAAAGUUACACCAAGCAAUUCCAGCUUGGUACGAGCUGACUUCAUGGCCACACAGUGUACUUCUGCUUGCAUGGAAUUUUGCAAGACAGUUUUGUCUUUGGAGGCUUGUGACCUGCUGUGGGCUCCUUCUGGCUGUGUUGUGUUCCUUUUGUAAACCUGGGAUUGUAUUAACUCGACUGUCUUCCACUCUUGGCAGUGUAUUACUUCUGUAACUUAAUAUAGCUCCUGUUCCACAGGGGAAUUGUGCAUCUUGGAGUAUCUCUGCCAGCUGUAUUGAGCACACACAGAUUGUACUGUUCUGCAGGCUUUUAUAUUUGUAACAUUCCAGUUUUUUAGCAGAAUUGCAGGUAUAAUAAUUAUUGUUUAAUCAGCCAUAGCCCAAUGGCUCUUGCCAUCCAAAUUGGGGGAUUCUACACUUCAGAAAAAAAUGGAGAACUUACUGGGGAAGAUUUAAAAACUUUUCAUUUGCUGUUCUUACCUUUCUGAUUGCUGAAAGGCAGUUUGAACAUUCCUCUUGAGACUGUAUAGUCACUGCUAAUUUAUAUUUGCCUUUGCAAUGCACACAGUUAUGAAUGCUGCUUUUUAAACUCUAGGAAAGUGUCUCUCCUGAGGCUGUGCAGGAUUGUAUUCUCAGUUAUAACGUGUGGAUAGGUAUGGAAUUAAACUGCAGAGCUGUUGAUUCUGAAAAAAAACAAAAAAACAAACAUGUCAGGGUUAUCUGGCAUAGGUGUGUCUAAUCUGAAAAAUUAUUUUGCAACUUAGACAUGCAGGAGAAAAUUCAGGUACAGUGCAGUGUAACAAUGUUUACAUAAAUUGAAGCUAUCAUUUCAAUACUGCUUUUUACAAAAAAAAAAAAAAAAAGUUCAUAUACUUUGAAACACAAGGCUUCUCUCUGUGUUCUCAUUUAAUUUUUCAGAUUUUUUUUCUGUUAAGUAAAUCCAUGUCUUAAAUCAGCAUUGCCUACCAGUGGUUUUUAAAGGUUAUGAGUUCUUUCGUGCUGUUUCCCUUGAUGUUAAAUGGCUGAGUCUUAAGAUAUGUAACAUACAGAGACUGGUUUUGUGAGCACUGAAGUGGGUUAAAACACAGGCAGGAUAAUUGUCCUCUCCUGUUUUGGAAGUUUAUUUGUCAGUAUAAAAUCAUGUAAGAGGAAGGCUUGGAAUGGAGAGGAGACAGAAAACUCUGAUCUCAUGCAGAAGAGCACAGGUCAGGUUGUGAAGUUGGUGAUGCAAAAGCUUCAUUGGUAAUUAGAUGGAAACAAGCUGGAUGGAAUUGUCAGGCUGACAGUUCUGCACCUCCUUUUGAAAGACUCAGUGUUUUAAAAGCAUUUUGCUGGUGCUCUGCUGCUGACAAGCACUUUUAAGGAAAGGCAGCAGAGCAUGGUCAGCCCUUGGGAUUUAAUGCUAAGUAUGUUCAGGAUUCUCUUUCUCCUUUAUGUUCAUGCAUCAGUCAGUUGUCUUCUUGUCAUUGCUGCAUUUAUUUUGUGCAAAGUCAUCUUCUGUGGUCUGUGGGAGCACACCUGUAACCUGAAUUCCAGCUAGUAAAUGAAUGAUUGCUCUAUGUCAGCAAGUGUCUAACAACAUUAGUGCUACAAAUCCACAAACUCAGCAGGCAGAAAAGUCUUAACUGAGUAAUUCCAGAUAUACAAAAGAAGGGGAGGUUCACAGUGUUUUGGUAGCUUAGUAAAUCUGGUAAUAUUUGAGUCUUGCCAACAUUCUUGAGCUCUUCCUUGACAUUACCACUUUGUGGAUAUAUAUGCAAAUACCUGAAAGUUAUAUUCCUCCCCUUUUUUUUUAUUUCAUUUUUUAAAUUGUAUCUUAUGACACAGCUUCUUGAAAUAACUUUCCUAAAUGUUUCCCCUUUAAUUUUUCCUCUCUAGAAGAUCCCUUAAACCAGUGGGUACAUGACAUUACAUCUACAUGCAGGGAUUAGACUGAGUUUUUUAGCAAAUUCUGACUACACUGACAGAAGCUUAUGGAAGGAUCUUUAAGCAAGGUUCCUCCAAGUGUUCUUGAAUAAUUUCCAUAUACAUUAAUUAUCUUCUUUUGACAAACUAGAUAACACUUAGACAAAGUGUUGGUACAGAAAUGUAGAUAGGCCUGAAGUAUUUAAAUGUCCAAGACUAGUAAGAAUUGGAUCCUGUAAGUAUACUGGUUGCCAUGAAACAAAUAAUAUGUUGAACCUCAAGCAGAUUACUAAAUACUCAACUUCAGUGAGCAUUACCAUUUCAGUUUAAGUAUUUUCUUGGAGAAGGCCAAAUACAUAUGCUUUGUGUGGUAAACUGCUGCAGUAAUUGGAAUAGGUAAUGUCUCUUUUUUUUCCCUGAUUUCCUUCCCCCUUUCCCCCAGUCUACUAUAGAACAAAACAUUUCAGUAGAAUUUCAAAUAAAUUACUGCUUAACUGAGCUCUGAGAAAAUAAAUCUGAAAAAAGAUUCAAAGUAAAACCUUCAUAGUUAGCUGCUUUAAGAAGCAGGAGUCAGAUAAAUUAUUUGGGGAAAAAAAUUAUUUUUUUAUGUGGGCAUAUUAAAUCAGAUUAUUUAGAAAUAUUGAAACCCUUCACUGAGGAUAAAAGCACAGGUUUCUAUAAUGUUAUUUUCUGUACAGCUGUGUCUCCUGUAGUGUCAAGAAGAAUAUUGAAAGGAAAGAGGGAGGGGUUGAACUCAGACACCAGCACAAGUCUUCUGCAACACUUCCUAAAUACCUGCUUCUUCAGUGCAUACUUCAGUGCUGUUCAUUGCUGUUUAGCUAGUUUGCUGGUGUGUGAAAGUCCACACCAGGCACCAGAAUUACUGUGGAGCUGAGUCUUAAUGACUGAUUUUGCAUUUGAAGAAAUAGCAUGUGUCUUAGGGGAAAAAAAAAAAAAGAAAGUAGCUUUUGUGGGCCUGUAGUAUAGCAAAAGUAACCUGUAACAACUAUGAUAGUUUUUCAUCCUGGCCAUGUGGUUUCUACUCAGCAUUUUGGUAGAAUUUGCAGUAAUUUACAGACAAUAACUGAUUUUUUUCUGGGUUUUUUCUUGAAUAAUCUAGGAUACUUUUGUAGAAAAUUGACCCCUAACUACAGAAACCAUCGUGGUCUUGACAAGAUGCAAGUACAUUUGGCAAGCUUCUGAGCAAGGAGCCAGCUUGCCCUCUGAACUGUUUUGUACAUUUAGACUUUAUCAUUCAAGGGUUAAUUGAUAGACUGAUGAUCAUUUGUACAGAGUACUCUUUCUGAUGUAUCUUUGACAUUGUCACUAUUCUAAUUGAAACAGUAUUUCUGGGGAAAAAAAAAAGUCCUUUGGGGUGAACCUACUGAUGGUUUGCUCAUCAGAUGAAGAAAACCAAAAUAAAACCCCUCACAACUCCUCAGACACUGUUUUGAACACUAAACUUUCCAUACAGCAGUAUCCUGCCUACUUACCAUUUGUAUCUUAAGAAAUUUGCAGUGAGUGUUAUGUACAUAAUUCAUUGACAUGCACAUUUUUGAAGCCAGUUUGUAAUAGAUGUGUAAGAACUUAAGAUGGUAAACGUGGAGCACAAUAACCUGAUGUAUUAGACCAGUGACUUAGUUAGAAAGAACUGUAAACUUACUUUUGCUCUUCCAAUUCAGUUCUGUCAAAUGCAAGGAAUUUGUCCAAUGUGACAAACAACAAGCUGCAUUUUACAUGGUACUUAACAAGGAUGUAGAAACACAGCUUUUCACACUGAACAGUUACUCCAGCUUUUGUUCUGACAGAGAAAAUAGUAUUACCUAGUAGUUAAAAGGAAUGCCAGGAAAGGUUAAAGUGAGUACUGUAAAUAAGUAAAUAUUGUUUUGAUUCUAAACUCAGAUUGAAUUAAUAUAUUGUUUUAUAUCUUUGUUGUAUGAAAACAUAUUUAAAAGUACUAAAAUAAAAUAUUUGAAGG
Messenger RNA from Calypte anna (Anna's hummingbird), 6746 nucleotides. RefSeq names its product sterile alpha motif domain containing 8 (gene SAMD8). The record is from RefSeq and is a predicted model, not a curated record. Gene Ontology annotation, biological process: ceramide biosynthetic process. The coding region runs from base 170 to 1420 and encodes 416 amino acids. NCBI's taxonomy places the organism in Eukaryota, Metazoa, Chordata, Aves, Apodiformes, Trochilidae. The transcript has 6 exons. Gene Ontology annotation, cellular component: Golgi membrane; endoplasmic reticulum membrane. Gene Ontology annotation, molecular function: sphingomyelin synthase activity; ceramide cholinephosphotransferase activity; protein binding.